Molecule: messenger RNA, 525 nt
Organism: Triticum turgidum subsp. durum (durum wheat)
Lineage: Eukaryota; Viridiplantae; Streptophyta; Magnoliopsida; Poales; Poaceae
Source: the annotation of a GenBank genome assembly
AUGACCUUACCUGUCUUUUCACAUGCAGGAACAAUGAGGAUGAUUCAAGCAGUUAUUCCCCAUAUGAUGGAAAGAAAAGAAGGUACAAUUGUGAAUGUUGGAAGCAUUACAGCCUUGGCUCCAGGACCAUGGGCUGGUGCGUAUUCGGCAUCAAAAGCCGCUCUUCAUGCAUUGAGCGAUACAUUAAGGGUGGAACUAAGAAAUUUUGGCAUAAAUGUCAUGAUAGUUGCCCCAGGAGGUACAAAGUCAAACAUAGGAAGCAAUUCUGCAGACAAGUAUGAUCAAAUAAACGACUGGAAGUACUACAAAAAAUAUGAGAAAUCACUUCGAGCCAGGACGGAUAUAUCCCAGGGUGCCGGGUGUGUUACAGCAGAAGACCUUGCAAAGAGAGUCGUCAAAUUGGUUCUUAAGAAAAAUCCUCCUGCUUGGUUCGCCUAUGGGCAGUUCACUGCUAUUCUGACGAUCCUGUAUUAUGCCCCAUUGUGGUUCAGAGAUUACUUCUACAGGCUGGUCAUGAAAAUGUAA